CCUAGUCAAGCCUUAUCACUUUCCCCAAAAUUAGAAUCAAACCCUAGCUCGUCCUCCUCUUCGAUCCCCCCCGAUCCCCACCAGGCGACUCGCCGGAACCCUAGCUAGCCCUAGAUCCACCGCGCCGCUUCCGCGGCCGCCGCCAUGGCGACCCUCAAGGACCUCCUCCCGGCGCCGAAGACGACGGCGUCCACCUUCUACGACCACAGCAGCGACCCCUGGUUCAAGGAGCGCUACGGCGGGGAGCCGGCGCAGGGGUCCGCGGCGGCGAGGCCCGCGGCCGCCACCAGGGCCAUCCCGCCCUACGGGAAGCGGGCGGGCUUCGUGCCGCGCCGGCCGGAGGACUUCGGGGAUGGCGGCGCCUUCCCGGAGAUCCACGUCGCUCAGUACCCGCUCGGCAUGGGCCGCCGCGACGACAAGGGCGGUUCCAAGAUCCUCGCGCUCACGGUCGACGCGCACGGCAGCGUCGCUUUCGACGCCGUCGUCAAGCAGGGCGAGAACGCCGGUAAGAUCGUCUACUCCAAGCACAGCGACCUCGUGCCGAAGAUCGCCACGUCCGAUUCCCAGGCGCCGGUCGACGGCGACGAGGAGCAGAAGGAGAUUGAGGAGACCACAGAGCGAACGAAGGCUGCCUUGGAGAAGGUUGUCAACGUACGCCUCUCAGCUGCUCAGCCCAAGAAUGUGCCCACGCAUGAUUCUGAGUCCAAGUUUAUCAAGUAUAAGCCGUCCCAGCAAUCCGCGGCCUUCAAUUCAGGCGCAAAGGAGAGGAUCAUUAGGAUGUCAGAGAUGGCAGUGGAUCCUCUUGAGCCGCCAAAGUUCAAGCACAAGCGGGUGCCUCGGGCGUCUGGGUCACCACCUGUGCCGGUGAUGCACUCGCCACCACGGCCAGUUACAGUGAAGGAUCAGCAGGAUUGGAAGAUCCCGCCAUGCAUUUCGAAUUGGAAAAAUCCAAAGGGGUACACAAUUCCACUUGAUAAGAGGUUGGCAGCUGACGGAAGGGGGCUGCAGGAGGUGCAGAUUAAUGAUAACUUUGCAAAACUUUCUGAAGCAUUGUAUGUCGCAGAGCAGAAGGCGAGGGAGGCAGUACAGAUGCGCUCCAAGGUUCAGAGGGAACUACAGCUGAAGGAGAAGGAGAGGAAGGAGCAAGAGCUGAGGGCUCUUGCCCAGAAGGCACGCAUGGAGAGGACUGGUGGCCCACCUGCACCAUCAGGUGUGCCUACUGGUGGCAGCAGGGGAGCGGUUGAGGCUAUCGAUGAAGAUAUGGAUAUGGAGCAACCACGUGAACCACGUGAGCAGCGCAGGGAGAGUAGAGAAGAGAGGGAAGCGAGGAUCGAGCGUGAUAGAAUCCGUGAGGAGCGCAGACGCGAGAGGGAGCGGGAGAGGAGGCUAGAAGCCAAGGAUGCUGCAAUGGGCAAGAAGAGUAAGAUCACGAGAGACAGAGAUCGUGACAUCAGUGAGAAGAUUGCUCUGGGUAUGGCAAGCACUGGUGGUGCCAAAGGUGGUGAGGUCAUGUACGACCAGCGGCUGUUCAACCAGGACAAGGGGAUGGACUCUGGGUUUGCCACUGAUGAUCAGUACAACAUCUACUCUAAGGGGCUCUUCACAGCGCAGUCCACGAUGUCUACGUUGUACAGGCCUAAGAAAGAUGGUGAUUCUGAUGUGUAUGGUGAUGCGGAUGAACAGUUGGAGAAGGUUAUGAAGACUGAGAGGUUCAAGCCUGACAAGGGUUUCACUGGUGCUUCAGAGAGGACUGGCAAGCGAGACAGGCCUGUGGAGUUCGAUAAGCAGGAGGAGAAUGAUCCCUUCGGUCUGGAUCAGUUCUUGACUGAGGUGAAGAAGGGAAAGAAAGCCGUGGAGAAGAUUGGAGGUGGAGGCACCAUGAAGGCAAGUGGUGGGUCCUCAAUGAGGGAUGACUAUGAUGGAGGAUCUGGGAGGUCCCGCAUUAAUUUUGAAAGGGGGCGUUAAGGAAAGGGCUUCAUGUCUAAGCUACAGCAGGUCAUGUCCCUGCCGUACUUUCAGUGGUUGUGUUAAAGAGUGUACUCUUUAGAUCCUAUGAUCCUUAUGUAUUUGUGUAUCAGUUAAUGAUGGGAUCUAUCAUCUUCUUUACCCAUAUUAUGUAAGCAUACGUCUCUGUUGAACUUUCAAGCGGAAUGAAUUUUAAAUACAUCAAUCCUGCCAAGCGGUAGGAACUUUAUAAAUACAUAAAUUAUACUGCUUGUGGGAUAUGGAAGAACUCAACAUACCUAUUUGUUGGUCUGUCUUGGAAGGGUGAAUUCAUGCUGAUGCUGCGAAGAUUAUGGCUUAACAAUUUUUUGAGGGUGAGAUGGAUCUGAUGUUCAUAGAUGUACCGAAUAGGAUUUCAUCUUUGGGUGUUUUGGUCAUCUGUAAUCAUCGAGUCGUUUUGUUCACAGAUGUAUUGAAUAAGAAUUCACCUUGUGAUUAUUGCA
This is a messenger RNA of Setaria italica (foxtail millet), 2447 nucleotides long. RefSeq names its product SNW/SKI-interacting protein. Bases 145 to 1965 code for a protein of 606 amino acids. NCBI's taxonomy places the organism in Eukaryota, Viridiplantae, Streptophyta, Magnoliopsida, Poales, Poaceae. The transcript has 2 exons. The record is from RefSeq and is a predicted model, not a curated record. Gene Ontology annotation, cellular component: spliceosomal complex. Gene Ontology annotation, biological process: mRNA splicing, via spliceosome.